Carassius gibelio (silver crucian carp) is the source of this 1217-nucleotide messenger RNA. Its product is annotated as GTPase IMAP family member 8-like. The transcript has 4 exons. NCBI's taxonomy places the organism in Eukaryota, Metazoa, Chordata, Actinopteri, Cypriniformes, Cyprinidae. The coding region runs from base 63 to 1217 and encodes 384 amino acids. Gene Ontology annotation, molecular function: GTP binding. The record is from RefSeq and is a predicted model, not a curated record.
CCUCAUGACAGAUAUAACCAGAGGUGCUUCUCGCAACCUGGUGAACAAACUGGAAAUUCAACAUGCCAAAAGGAGAAAAUAAAACUGCACAAGUUAUAGACGAUGACAGCGUUGUCACCGUGGUGCUCCUGGGACAAAACAGCGCUGAUAAGUGCCUGAUAGGAAACACCAUGCUUGGGUAUAACUGCUUCCAGCCAGGAAGGUCCAUGUAUCAAAAGGCUCUGGGAAGAAUGAAAGACGAGCUGCUCUACAUUAUAAACACCCCGGACCUUUUCUGGAGAAUAUUCCAAGAACCAGAAGCUAAUACUAUCGAGGAGAUGAAGCCAUCAUACACAGGUCCACGCAUGUUCCUCCUGGUGCUCCACGAUAAACAGCUGUCCCAGGAAGAGGUGGAGAUGUUUACCCAAAUGAAGGAGAGAUUUGGAGAGAAAAUGACUAAAAAUAUUACUGUGGUGUUGAUCGACGACAGAGAGACAUCAAGACAGUCCUGCAACAUAGCAGAUAUACACCUCAAAAAGAUUCUACAUGAAUGUGAGGAGAGAAUUUGUGUCUUCAGCAAAGAUACGGCAGACUCAGAUCUGGUCAGACAGCUAUUGAUACAUAUUACAAAAACGGCAGAGAAAGAGGAAGCUGAUCCUGGCAGAUUUCAUGAAGUUGACUCCGAACAACCAAAAACAAUGCCAGGGGAGAGUGACUGCAGUAUCAUCACCUUGGUGCUCCUGGGAUUGAACAGCGAUGACAAGUGUCUGAUAGGGAACAGUAUUCUCCAGUAUGAUUGUUUCGUGGCUGGAAAAGCCACAUGUGAGAAGGUUGUGGCUAGAGUAGCUGAUCAGAUGGUCUGUAUUGUCAACACUCCUGACCUUUUCUAUAAACCAAGCCCAGAUUCAAUAGCUGAUAGUAUGGAGGAGAUGAAGCUAUCAUACGCAGGUCCACGUAUGUUCAUCAUGGUACUGCAGGACAAAACUCUUUCACAGGAAGAGAUGGAGAUGUUCGCCCAACUGAAGGAGAGAUUUGGAAAGAAACAACUCGAAAACACGUUUGUUGUGAUUAUAGGUAGCGAAGAAAAUAACUUAAGCAAGAAUUUUGAAGCUGAUAAGACCCUCAAAAAGAUUCUAGAUGAGUGUAAGGAGACGGUUUAUGUUUACAGGAGUAAUGUGAAAAGCACUGAGCUGGUUGGACAGCUUAUAGGACAAAACAACAUGCAAGCAGGAAUCUGA